AUGACCGACCGCAGCGCUGGUGGCCGCCGGAGGAGGUCUAGCAGCAUCCUCCAGGUCUACCACGAGCCCCCCGAGACGCUUGAGCAGAUGAGCGACCAGGCCGUCAUCCCCAACAUGAACGCCAACUGGACAAAUGCAAAGGGGGCCUGGGCUGUCCACAUCGUCAUCAUCGCCUGCCUCAAGAUCCUCUACGAUGUGAUCCCGGGUAGUACCCAGGAGACGUCGUGGACUCUCACCAACAUGACAUACAUGAUUGGCUCCUACAUCAUGUUUCACUACGUCCGCGGCAUCCCUUUUGACUUCAACGGCGGCGCCUUCGACAACCUCAACAUGUGGGAGCAGAUCGACAACGGAGCCCAGUACACGCCCACCAAGAAGUUCCUCCUCAGCGUCCCCAUUGUGCUAUUCCUCAUCAGCACGCACUACACCCACUACGACUCGACAUACUUUGUCAUCAACUUCCUGGCCACUCUGGCUGUCGUUAUCCCUAAGCUACCUUUUAGCCACCGAAUGCGAUUCAGUUUCUUUUCAGAUAUUCCCGAGGACGCGGAAGAAAACUAACGGCCCGCUUCGGGCUGCGCACGGCGUUAUGGGGUUCACAAUACAUACGAGCUUAGGCAACAGGACGUACAGCACACACAUACGAAAGUCACAAAACGGAGAAGCCAAUCAACGACGAAAAGAAGCAGAGAGAAGAAGUAAAAAACAAAACAAAGAAGAAAAAAACUCAAAGAGGCAAAAAAACGUUACCACAAUUGGGAGGUUAGGAGUAGCGGGGCAAAUGGGUAUCCGACACAACAUAGCGAGCAUAUUCGUUCUAUGAUUCCAGCCAAAAUUAAGGUUUUAGUGUUCAUCAGCGAUAAUUUUCAACGGCAGCAAUUGGUAUUGGGUGUCUUUGCCCUUUUCACACUGAGCUCUCUGGGUAUCGGCCCGUCGUCGACGAGGUGGUGAUUGGGGGGUUUCGAGGCUUCGGGGCUGAUGCGGUGGCAGACUGC
This is a messenger RNA of Trichoderma reesei QM6a, 995 nucleotides long. RefSeq lists its product as uncharacterized. The record is from RefSeq and is a predicted model, not a curated record. Gene Ontology annotation, biological process: ceramide metabolic process; negative regulation of ceramide biosynthetic process; intracellular sphingolipid homeostasis. Lineage: Eukaryota; Fungi; Ascomycota; Sordariomycetes; Hypocreales; Hypocreaceae. The coding region runs from base 1 to 561 and encodes 186 amino acids. Gene Ontology annotation, cellular component: endoplasmic reticulum membrane. The transcript is spliced from 3 exons.